UAGAUAUGUGUUUCAGCGUUUAAAUAUGUAUUUAAAUAUAUAGAUUUGUAUUAUGGGUUGUAUGCGUUACUUAAAUUGUGGCCAUCUUGUGGACGCUUUCCUGUAUUACAUCUAGCUUCGAUUAGUUAAUUCCGGCCAUUUUGUGCUCAGUCAAGCAAAUGCAGUGCUGCGAGCAGUCAAUGCAGUGUAGCCUCCAUCAGCGCAGUGUUGUUCAUACGAUUUAGCCUUGGAGUAGAUAUGUCUGUUUGUCACCGUUCUGUAAGCCUACUAAGAAAAGGACACCCGAAACACCCGAAAAGCUGGCGCAAGAACACUUCAGAGUCUCCCCGGUGUUUUAUACACACCUGUUAAAAGAACUACCAUGGAGAAUUCGACUGAAAUGCUGUUUGUUCUACAAGGACUAAAUGACACGAAGUCAAGCAAAAAAACAUACUUUGUCGUCACUCUUCUCGUUUACAUUUUUACUACUUUAGUAAACCUGACUUUGAUUUCGAUAAUUGGUUUAGAUAGAAAGCUCCAUGACCCCAUGUUUAUAUUUCUGUGCAACAUGUGUGUAAAUGGGAUAUUUGGUGUCUCUACAUUUUAUCCUAAAAUAUUGGUGGACCUUUCAUCUGACGUGAGUGUUACGCCGUAUAAAGCUUGUCUCGCUCAAAUGCUUGUAAUAUACAGUUACAUCUUCUGUGAGUUCACUACAUUAGCAGUGAUGGCUUUUGACCGGUAUGUCGCGAUAUGCAAGCCGCUCAAGUACCACUCCAUCAUAACGCCUCGGAAGGUGGCGAAUUUUUUGUGUUUUACCUGGCUGUUUUCUAUCAGUGAAUCAGCUAUUGGGAUGGGCCUGAUAGCCAGACUACCCCUCUGUGGAUUUAACAUCGACAAGAUUUACUGCACAUCCUGGGCAGUGGUAAAGCUAUCAUGUGUGGAUACCACUAUCAACAACAUAUACGGGUACAUUCUCACGAUAAUACACAGUUUAGAAGCAGGGGUGAUCUUUGUUUCCUAUGUUAAUAUCAUCAAAGCAUCUGCGCGAUCGCCAGAAGAACGCAGUAAAUUCAUGCAGACCUGUUUGCCCCAUUUAAUCUCUUUGGGCAACUUCACAGUCGCAAUCGUUUUUGACGUCAUGUACGCUCGCUAUGGUUCCAACACCAGCCUGCAUACUCUCCGCAGUUUCAUGUCCGUGGAGUACCUCGUUGUUCCACCGCUGUUAAAUCCCCUCAUAUAUGGCCUCAAACUGAACCAGAUCCGCCGGAGAAUAUUUAGAGUUUGCAAUCGGAAAACCAGUACUCUGAAGUGAAUGUCGUUUUUAGCCGGAAAAGACUGCUUUUUAUAUGUUUUGGCUAUGCGUAGAAUUUUGUAUUUUGUGCUAUUUUUGUUUUAUCAAUGUCUCAUUUUCAAGGGGCCUGUACCCUAUUAUACUGCAUUUGCCUACGCAAGGUUUGGCGUGGGAUUAUUUCAAAACGCUGCAGUAAUAUUUUUCCCAUAUUAAGUCAUUAAGUAUUUAUUGAUUUUUAUCGAUUUAAUCACCUGGAAUUGAAAUAUUCUUCUGCAGCCGUUUGGGCAUAUUUUACCGUUGUCAAGCAAAACUGUCGUUGGUAGUUGAACUUGGACCUCUUGUUAUGCAACAAAUAGGAUAUAACAGGCCAAUAGUCAGAUUGUAACUGUUUUAUAUAUCCUCUCAAACACAUUCAUUAUGUUUUUUAUCCGAACAUUCACUUUCAUGUCUUGACUUCCGAGGCGACAAAAUGCAUUCACAUUUCCAAUAUAACUGGCAACAACAGCAGAAAACAUGCACACGCUGUAAACAAUUUGCUGUUUGAUUACUUUCUCAUCGUCAAUUCCAUAUAGGCUAUAUUGCCAUAUCCAUAUAUUCCAUAUUGCGUGAAAAUUUUAAUUAGUAGUGGUACAGCCACCGUUUGCUUUCCUUCAAAGUUACUGCUAACCGAGCAGCGAUGUGUGCCCUCCAGAUGCGAACCAUGCACCAUAAAUUAGUCCAUAGUCUUCCUGGUCUUUUUGUGGAAUUGAAAAAUGGCAGAGUAAAAUUACGGCAGUCUGAAAAAGCUAAAGGGACGAUUACUAGAAUUAACCUGUUAUUUUACCCUGACAAAAAAGUGCGGACGGUGAUUUCCAGUUUGAUUUACUGUAUCACCAAUGUGAAUUACUCAGAACUAAUGCAUACCUCACAUAACUGUAUCAAACGUUUUGAGUCAAUUACAACGGGCUAACAAAGAAAAUCCGGAAGAAACCCCCCCCCCUUCCAAGCAGCCUGACCUGCAUGUUUCUGGAAAACUUCAUAUUAAAAGCACUAUAAUUCUUAUUUGAAGAUAUACAAAAAAAUUAAUUUUGGCUAAAUACAUUUUUAACCGACAUUAGUGAUAAAAUUAACUUCAAUAUUAAAUCUUGGCUUUAAGAAAUUGGUUUUAAUAAGAUUUCAGAUAUAAGCUAAAUAUUAAAUUUGGAAACCAAGACUUAAGGUAAAAAUAUUUUUGUUGCCAAAUAUUUAACUUUUAAAUGCAGAUUCAUGGUUUUAAUUAAGUAUACAAAUUACAUCUUAAGUAGUAGUUUUAGAAAAUGGUUGCUGCUGUUUUGUCCUUUUUCAGGUAGCUCUGCAUUAGUUUGAUUUACACUAAUUAUUAUUAGGCUAUUUUUUUCCAAUUAACACCUUUUUAGGUUGAGUUUCCUUUUUAUACUUUCUUUUCUUUAAUUCCACUUAUUGCUUGUGCUUAAAUAUUGUACACUGGGUAACAUGGACAAAGAAACUGAUCUGUGGAGAACAAGCUGUCUGUAUUCCAGUUUUAAAUGUAAAUAUAGAAAUAUAAUUGGUAAAUGGUUCAUAUAAAUAUUAUACAUACAUGUAAAUGUAAAUAAAUGUUAAAUGUAGAAACGAAAUAUUUUUAAAAUGCUGUCAUUUGUAACACCCCUUAAGUGUAAGGUCAGUUUUUUUAUUGAGGAGGGAAGUCUCAACCACAUAAUCACCGUUAACAGAAGCUGAAUCAGCUGCCUCAAAAUGGUUAGCCCAGGCAAUAUUUUCCAAACAUUUACUUUCUACAUUUACAUUUAAAUUCAGUUUUUACGUUUUACACAUUUCAGAAUGUGCAACAUUUUAUAAACAGCACCCCAUACACACGGGCAUACACAUUUUCUGUAUUGGCUCUUUUUUUUCCUUAUAGAAAUAUUGUUGGUUCUUAUUCGUUGACUUUUUUAUGGAAUUAGAUAUGGUGAUGAAUUUAUUUUCCUUUAUUGAGUGUAGCUGGUUAUUUGUAUAUUUCCAUAUUGGAGCCUUUAAAAUACAUCUUAAGCAAACAUGCACAACAAAGACAAACAAAUAAUGUGUAGUAAACAUGCACAACAGAGGCGGAUCCUUUUCAGGAUUCUGUGUCAUCUGCUGCCCUUAAUUGAGUAGCAAUCAUAAUUAAGUAGCGUUUGCUUCCAUUCAGCCAGCGGAGUAUUGUGUAGUGAGGCCGGGGCACUGAUUGGGUGACUUUGGCAAGUGUAGCCUAUAGGCUACAUCAGACUGUAUGGAACAAAUAUGUACAAUUGAGCAAAACUUUAAAAUAAACAGUUCUGAGAUAGAACUAUACUUAGAUUAAUACUAGAUAUUAUGCACUUUAAAUACUUAAGCAAAUUACUUUGUGUCAUAACUUUGUCGGUUUUUUUUCUGUGCAAAUAUGACUCAAAUUUUUAAGAAGACAAAAUGGCUACUGUAACUGUGGACAUACAUGUGUUAUACAGACCACUGUUCAUGCAAGUUAUACGCACAGUCUAUACUUUUGGGAAAAUGUAACAUUUGUGUUAUCCUUCUAUUUUUUCUUCGUCUCUCUGUUGACUCGAUCUCAUUAAGCAGACUCACUGUGGGACGGCGAUUAAAUCGGCUAAUCCCAAAGGCCAUUUACGCAAUCCAGAUUUAAAGGCUGGUACCAGGGACAGAUCUGCAUGUUGCUUUCUCGUGAAACGAACUAGAUGAAGUCUUUAGCCGUUUGACUUGAACAUCAGCGAAUGAUUUUAUUAUUUUUCGAUAUUCGUGGGUUUUAAUAUUAAUUUGAAGAAUUCUUGCGGAAUUUCAGCUGUCCGAUUUCUUCAAUUUUAUUCGAGUGAUUAACAUUAUGAACAGAUAAUAUCAGAGAUAUAUUCUUUAUGAGUGGGAAGUUCACAAGUCCUGGUACGAACAGGUAGUUUGAAGAUUGCUGACGGUCUACGGUUUUUAUUUAUUUAUUUAUUUAUUUUAUUUUGCGAUCCAGGAGAAAUUUACAUCAGAAAAGCUGGCGCAAGAACACGUCAGAGUCGGCUCGAUGUUUUAGACACACCUGUCGUAAUACUACCAUGGAGAAUUCGACUGAAAUAGUGUUUGUUCUACAAGGACUGAAUGACACGAAGUCAAACAAACGCGCAGUCUUUGUCGUCACCCUUCUCGUUUACCUUUUAACGAUUUUAGUUAACCUGACUUUGAUUGUGACGAUUGUUUUAGAUCGAAUGCUCCAUCAGCCCAUGUUUAUAUUUUUGUGCAACUUAUGUUUGAAUGGGAUAUUUGGUGUCUCUUCAUUUUACCCGAAAAUAUUGGUUAACCUUUCCUCUGACGUCAGUGUUAUUCAGUAUAGAGAUUGUCUCGCUCAAAUGUUUGGAAUAUACAACUACGUCUUCUGCUUAAUCACUACGAUAUCAGUGAUGGCUUAUGACAGGUAUGUCGCCAUAUGCAAGCCGCUGCAUUACCACUCCAUCAUCACGCCUCGGAAGGUGGUGCAAUUGUUGAUUUUUACGUGGCUGUCUUCCAUCACUGAAUCAGUUUUUGUGGUGGGCCUGGUAGCCAGGCUACCCAUCUGCAAACUCGACCUCGAAAAGCUUUACUGCUCAGCAUGGGCAGUGGUAAAGUUGUCAUGUGUGGAUGGCAUUGUAAACAACAUAUCCGGGUCAAUUCUCAUGAUUUUUCACUUUUCAGAAGCAAUCGUGAUAUUUGUUUCUUAUGUUAAUAUCGUCAAAGUAUCUGCGCGGUCGCCUGACGGAUGGAAUAAGUUCAUGGAGACCUGUUUGCCACAUUUAAUCUCAAUGGCCAAUUUCGCAAUCGCACUCAUUUUUGACAUCAUGUUCGCUCGCUAUGGAUCCAACAGCAGCGCGGGGGCACUCAGUAAUUUCAUGUCCCUGGAGUACCUCGUUGUUCCACCUAUCCUAAAUCCCCUCAUCUAUGGACUGAAAAUGAACCAGAUUCGCCGGAGAAUUUUUAGAACUUGCAGCCGGACAACAGAUGCUUUAAAGUGAAUAUCGCUUUAACAUUCCUCUCCACGCUGGAAAAUAUUUUUUCCUGUGAAACAUGUGCUUGAUUGAAUUUUACAUUUGGAGCUGAUGUUUUUCGGUGUUUUAAUUGUUUUUCGCCAAGUCGUAUCGCUUACAACUUUGACUCUUUGGUAAAAUAUUAUAUUUU
This is a messenger RNA of Anguilla rostrata (American eel), 5407 nucleotides long. RefSeq names its product olfactory receptor 8I2-like. Gene Ontology annotation, molecular function: G protein-coupled receptor activity; olfactory receptor activity; odorant binding. Lineage: Eukaryota; Metazoa; Chordata; Actinopteri; Anguilliformes; Anguillidae. Gene Ontology annotation, cellular component: membrane. Gene Ontology annotation, biological process: detection of chemical stimulus involved in sensory perception of smell; G protein-coupled receptor signaling pathway. The record is from RefSeq and is a predicted model, not a curated record. The coding region runs from base 362 to 1291 and encodes 309 amino acids. The transcript has 3 exons.